AUGAUAAGAAAUACUGCAUUAAGAAGGCUAAUUCAAUCUAAAGAUAUACUCGCUGGUAAAAAAGCAUUCAGCUCAGUAACUCUGGGUACCAAGUAUACUGCAGACUUCAGACAAUAUCUAAAACUUCCAAAUGGUGAAAUUGGAUCUUAUUUCCAUGAUAUCCCAAUUGAGCUAAAUGAAACAGAUUGUACAGUCCAGAUGGUCACAGAAGUUUCACGUUGGUCGAAUGGUAAAUUUGAAAUAUCUAAGGAGCUAGACUUUAACCCGAUUGUUCAAGAUGUUAAGAAUGAAAACGUUAGGUUCGUUCAUAAUAUAUUUCCAUACCAUGGCUACAUCCAUAAUUACGGUGCACUUCCUCAGACAUGGGAAAAUCCGACUAAAUUCAGUGCCAUACCAGGAACUGAAACUUUGAAAGGUGAUAAUGAUCCAUUAGACUGUUGUGAAAUUGGCUCACGAAUACAGAAUAUUGGUGAUAUUAGCACAGUGAAAGUAUUGGGGUCUUUGGGGCUCAUUGACGACGGUGAGCUAGACUGGAAGGUUAUUGUUAUAAACGUUAAGGAUCCAAUGGCUCAGAAACUUAAUGAUUUUAAGGACGUUGAUAAGAAUUUCCCGGGCUUGUUAGAAGCUACUCGUGAAUGGUUUAGAGCCUACAAAGUCCCAGCAGGUAAACCAGAAAAUAGUUUUGCAUUUGAUGGGCAUUAUAAGAAUGCAGAAGAAACCAUUCAAAUUAUUAAAGAAUGUCAUAAAGAAUGGGAAUCAUUGAUUUCUGGUAACUUACAUAAAUUACAUCCUGAUAUACCUGUUAUCAAGAGAGCUGGUCUGGGAGUUACUCUUGAGAGUGAAAAUAAAACACCAAAUGAAAUUCCAAAUUAUGUAUAUAAAUGGCACUAUAUUAAUAAGUAA
Messenger RNA from Tetrapisispora phaffii CBS 4417, 903 nucleotides. It is a transcript of the gene PPA2, whose product is annotated as inorganic diphosphatase PPA2. The coding region runs from base 1 to 903 and encodes 300 amino acids. The record is from RefSeq and is a predicted model, not a curated record. Gene Ontology annotation, cellular component: cytoplasm; nucleus. Gene Ontology annotation, molecular function: magnesium ion binding; inorganic diphosphate phosphatase activity. Gene Ontology annotation, biological process: phosphate-containing compound metabolic process. NCBI's taxonomy places the organism in Eukaryota, Fungi, Ascomycota, Saccharomycetes, Saccharomycetales, Saccharomycetaceae. The transcript has a single exon.